Micromonas commoda is the source of this 4461-nucleotide messenger RNA. RefSeq lists its product with no specific name. The transcript has a single exon. The record is from RefSeq and is a predicted model, not a curated record. The coding region runs from base 1 to 4461 and encodes 1486 amino acids. NCBI's taxonomy places the organism in Eukaryota, Viridiplantae, Chlorophyta, Mamiellophyceae, Mamiellales, Mamiellaceae.
AUGGCCGAGCUCGAAGGUUUCGAGAUUGGCGACCCGGUGGCGGAGCUGUACGAGAGGAACCUGACGUCCUCGUCGGCGGAGUCGAAGCAUGUGACGGCGGUGCUCGAGGCGGUGGCCGACAUCCUCAGGCAAGAGGGAAUCAAGCCGUCGCCGACGGCGGUGUUCGCGGCGUCGCUGUCGUCCCUGGAGCGGGCUAACACAGAGGCGAGCCCCGAGACGAGCGCGGCGAUGCUGACUGUGCUCGGAGUGGCUCUGGAGCACGCCCCCACGGGCCCGGUGCUUAGCCGAUUACCCCACGCGAUGCAGGUGCUCCUCGCCACCGGUCGCGCGGCGCAGGAGAAGCCCGUGGCGCUCAGGGGCGUGGUUCGGUGCAUCGGACAGCUGGUCGCCGCGCUCAGGGACGCUCAGGACCCGGGAACGAACGAGUGGCCGCACUGCGCCAAGGCUUUCGGCGCCAUUUCCAACCUGUGCGUCGACUCCAGGCCCAAGGUGCGGAAGCAGGCGGCGGCGUCCGUCGCCGAGGCGCUUCGCGCGGUGAGGGGAACAUCCGCGGCGGGGCCGGCGAGCCGCGCGUUCGCGAACGUCGCCGUAUCCAUCGCGCGCGCGCCGGUGAAGGCUGCUCGUGAGCUCACGAGCAUGCACGGCGCGUCCGGCGCCAAGGCGGCGGAGCAGCGCGCGCAGGCUGCGGCUCAGGAGUCCCUCCACCUGCUCGUCGCGCUGAAGCUCAUCCUCGGCGAGCUGGACGGGUCAGCCGCGGGGGAGGUGGCGGGCGCGGUGACCGGCCUUUUGGACCUCGCCGAGCCCCUCCUGACGCAACACGCGUGCGAUGCGCUCGUGGCGCUCUUCCAGCCCACGGGCGCGAGCGCCACCGCCGCAGCCGCAGCCGCAGCCGCAGCCGCGGCUGGAAACACCGGCUUUGGCGUCCCGAAGGCACCGAGGGCGGCGGAGUCCGUCUCGAGCCAGGCUGCCGCGACGGCCGCGGCGGCGAUCGGUCCCCUGUCCACCGCCGCGCAGAACGAGUCCACGCGCCGACCCACCCUCGCCGUGUCCCUCAUCCGCGCCCACGCCGCCGCCGUUCGCCGGCUGCACGAGCUCGACCCGGCGGAGGCUGGAGCCCGCGCGCUGCCCCUGGCGUGCCACGAGCUGGUGAAGAUGCUGAACGCGGUGCACGAGGGGGUGGCGAUGGAGGCGGGCACCUGCCUCGCAUCCCUCGUCACCAAGUGCGUGGACACCAACAUGGUGAGGGAGGGGAUCAAGGCGAUGGCGGCGGCGAGAGCAGCGGGUAAGUCCGCGCCGGCGAGGCCACCCCCGGUUAUCGGAGUAGCGUCCGCGUUGAAGGCGUCGCUCGGGUUCCGGUACCGCGCGGCGUGGCCCGUGUCGCUCCCCGUCGUCGCAGCGGCGUUCGAGCGCCUCGGUGCCGCGGCGGGUGCGAUCCUCGGCGGUUGCCUCGAGGCGUUGGGUGAGAUGGGCGCGCACGCGGAGGGUCUGGCGUGCAGAGCGCAGCUCACGCAGUGCCUCGCGGCUGCGGUGAAGGCUCUGGGACCCGAGCAGGUACUGGCGGUGCUUCCCCUCCGGCUCGAGGAGGGCAUCGACGCCGAGAUCGCCGCCAAGUCCGAGGACGGUCGCGACGUCGACGAGGGCAUGGGCGACGACGACAUGGACAUCGGCGCGGGUGCCGAGCUCAACGAGGACGGGGGCAACGUCGCGGGAUCCGCGGGCGCCAGGCUGUGGCUCGUUCCCCUCCUCCGCCAAGCGCUCAAGGGUGCGAGGAUCUCCUACUUUUCCGAGGAGAUCCUGCCCGUCGCGCGACGCCUCGGCGCGCGAGCGGCGCAGGCGAAGGCUGCGGGUCGCGCGUUCGAGGCGCAGCGGUGCGCGGCUGGGGAGGCUGCGCUGUGGAGCCUGCUCCCCUCCUUCUGCCGCUGGCCCCAGGACGCGUCGGAAUCGUUCCCGGGACUCGCGCCGAGCCUCGGCAGCGCGCUCUCGGCGCGAGCGGACCUCCGCGGGCCCCUCACCGAGGCGCUCCGUCGCCUCAUUCAGCAGGCGCGCGCGGUGGUCAACGCCGACAAGCACGACGCCGACUCGGACGCCGACGAGGACGUCGACGAGGACGAGGACGACGAGGAUAAGGCGAAGGCGGCGGCUGCCACCGCGGCACUACUGGAGGACAGGCCCGACUGGUUCACCGCGCAGAUUGCGGAGGGUCAGGCGGCCACCGUCGCCAAGUACGCCCGCAACUUUCUUCCCAUCCUCUUUAACCUCUUCGUCGCGGCGCCACCCGAGCGACGCGGCGAGCUCAGCGCGACGGUUGGGUGCUUUGCGCAAAUCACCGAGACGGCUGCGCUCGGCGGUUUCUUCCGCACGGUCCUUCGUAAGCUCGUCAAGGUGACGUCCGACGCCGAGGAUGCGCCCGAUGGGCUCAAGGAGGGCGGUGACACGCGGUCCGCGAGGAGGUGUACCUUCAUGGACCUGUCCCUGGCCAUGGUGCCCGGUUUGGACAACGCGGCGCGAGAUCUUGUGUUCAAGGCUGCGCGACCAGCCGCCCUGGAGAAGGACGCCGCCGUGCAGAAGCGCGCGUACAAGCUCCUCGCGGCGCUCAUGAAACCCAACGUCGGUCCCGGCGCCAACCUCGGCGGUGACUGGCUCUCCGCUAACAGGGACGCCGCCGAGGAGUCCCUGGUGGAGGGGUCGGGCAUGUGCGCACCCGCGGCGAGGAGGUACCGCCUGCGGUGCGUAGCCGCGAUCCUGCCCAGCCUGAUGGAACGCGAGGCCGAGAAGGAUUCGGCCGAGGAGGGUGUCGCGAUGGGAGCCCAAGGGUCCUCCUUCGCGGUGUUGCUCGGCGAGCUCAUCGUGGCGACCAAGGAGACCAACGCGCGGACGCGGCAGCAGGCGUUCAGUCUCCUCGUGGAUAUCCCCCGGAGCAUGGAGCGCAAGGCUGGUCGCGCGGGCGGUUCGGGCAAGAUCGGCGGAGGUGCCGGCGGCGGCGGCGGUAUGCUCGGCGCGUGGCUCGCCGAGGGAAGCGACGAGGACGAGGACGAGGACGCACCCAAUGCGGCGAACAGCGACGAUGAUUUCGAGGGUAUGGACGACGUCAACGGGGAGGAGAUGGGCGUGGGUGUGCGCAAGUUUUUCAUGACGGUUCUGGCCGGCGUGGUUGGAGCCACACCCACGAUGCAGAGCGCGACGAUCAUGGCUCUCGCGCGUUUGCUGUAUGAGUUCAGCGCUGCUCUCGUGUCCACCGUUCCGGAGCUGCUUCCCGCGGUGUUUGCCCUCAUGGAGACCGGCAACCGCGAGGUGAUCAAGGCUGCGAUUGGUUUCAUCAAGGUUGCGGCGGUUCGUCUGCCCCAGACAGACCUCGCCGCGCAACUCCCCACGCUGGUCCCCGCGCUGCUGCACUGCUGCGACGACGAGGACGGGUUCAACAGGUUCAGGAGCAAGGUCAGGGUGGUGAUGGAGCGGAUGGUGAAGCGAUGCGGUUGGGACGCUGUCGAGGCUGUCACCCCCGAGCUUCACUCCGCGCUCGUGCAGCACAUGCGACGCGAGGAGGUGAGGACCGAGAGGCGAAGGAAGGCGUCCGUCGCCGGCAGCGAGUUCGGCGGCGGGGCCAAGUCCCUCGCGGGUAAGUCCGCCCGCACUGCGCGCAAGUCCGCUUGGAACGACGAGGAGGUCUUCUCCGACGACGACGGUCAGACGAUGAGGACGGGGCGCGGGGGUCGAUCCACGGUGGGCGGCGGCGGCGGCCGGGGUGCCUACUCGAUGGCGCCGACGUCGAGAAGGGACGCGGGCGGCGGCGGGCCGAGGAGCGCGGCGGCGGCUCACGCGCUUCGUGCCGUUGGCGGUGCGAGGCUACCCGGAGCCGCUUCAGGCACCGAGCCCUUGAACCUUCUCGACGAGAGCGCGAUGCGCCGGCACAUGCUCAACCAGCGCCGGGGCGGCGAACACGACGACGACGACCUCGGCGGGUACAAGCGCGAUGAGGGCGGUCGCCUGGUCAUCGUCGAGGAGAGGGAGGGACGAAAACGCGGUCGCGACGGCGACGACGAGGAUGACUUCGACGAUGGGCGCUCCGUCGGCGGUAAGUCCCUCGGCGGGGUGUCGCGUCGCACGGCCAAGACGAUGGGCGGUUUCACCAUGCGUUCGGGCCGCAGCGUUCGGACCAACAAGACGUCCCGCACGACCAAGUCCGGCCAGACGGUCAAGACGGUCAAAUCGAAGAAGGGCGAGGGCAAACACAGCGCGGACAGGUACAGGGCGAAGAAGGGCGCCACGGGAGACAGGAAGAACGGCGCGCUCGAGCCCUACGCCUACUGGCCGCUGGAUCCCAAGAUGCUCAACAGGCGGCCGAGCAAGCGAGCCAAGGCCGGCGCGGGCCUGGCCAAGGUUGUGAGGAACACGACCCAGCUCGGUAUCAUGACCGGCCAGAAGGCAAAAGACGCCAAGAGGAUAAAGAGUUCGAAGUACUGA